This is a messenger RNA of Closterium sp. NIES-65, 711 nucleotides long. NCBI's taxonomy places the organism in Eukaryota, Viridiplantae, Streptophyta, Zygnematophyceae, Desmidiales, Closteriaceae. The record is from the annotation of a GenBank genome assembly.
AUGUGGCUUUACAAUCCACUGUACGCUGUGCAGUGCAGGGAGGAGGCGGAUGGCACGGUGGUGUUUGAGCUGCCCAUGGCAGCAGACGACAUGCUCACGGCCUUCGAUGUGGACGACACCGGUGCUGCCGUGCUCAACGCCCUCGACCACCCCCAUGACUGGGAUGUGAGUGCGCCCUCUGCUGCCUGCAUCGCCACAUGCAACGCUGCUGCUGCCAUGGCAGGUGCUUUCGCCCUGUCCGGGCUCUACUGGAAAACCAAGUGGAUUGCUUGCGCUGUGGGUGCUGACUGCGGCGAGUACAUGUGUCUAGCGGGCUACCACGCCCCCCUGCACCAGUACGUCUCCGACUUCCACCGCGUCACGGGCCGCCCCGCCCGCCUGCACACCACUGAGAAGGCGGCCUCUGACGAGUGGACGCAGAUGUUCCGCUGGUUCUCCCAGCACACGUACUUCGGCUGUCAUGACAUCAGCAAUGCGCGGCGCUGCAACCCGCACCUCAAGACGUGGCGCCAGUGGCUGCAGGAGAGCGGCUGGAAGGGGCCCCAGGGGGUAGAGGAGGGCGAGGGGAAGGGAGAAGCCACGGGGGAAGUGAAGGGAGAAGGUGAGGUUGAGUCUGAAGCUAGGGGUGGAAGGAAGGAGGUGGGGGGAGGGGCGAAGGAGGUGGAGCAUGGGGGCGAGGCCCCUCCCAAGGCGCAUGUGGCGGGCGCAUAG